CAGUAGGCUCAUUAUAUCACUAAAUUAUUCUCUGAAUAUCAAGUCAUAUGCAGUAGAUCAUGUCUUCCACAUUAGCUUCAUAUAUCCACUAGGGGGCAGACGGUCACUUCUUAAAAAUGUCCUCUUGUGUGAUCCAAACUAUUUUGUGACCUGACGUGCCCAUGUAGGCUAUUAUCUGUAUGCAUUGAUGAAAUACUGUAUAGGACAAUCACAAACAAACAAGUUGUUUAUGUAUCUAUAAUACAUGGCUCCAAAUAGACAGACAUCAUAGAGGGUGAAAUGCGCUCCCAGAAAUGUCCCUGUGGAAUGAUAAUCUGCAGUCCCUCCUUCUUAGACGUCACAACUACCACUUACUAUAAAGUAUCAGUGAAAUCACAGCGCGUCCAUUGAGUACAAGACUCUGUUGCGCAAAGGGGACAGGAGCGUGAGGGAGAGCGGCACUGACCUUACACCAGCAAAAGUUGAUGGAAAAGAAAAAAUGCAAUGGAGAAAGUACAUUUUGUCAUGAUGAACGAAUGACGAGGGAAAACAGAAGAUGUCAAGGGUGUGACACAACAUUUGAAGGAAGAAUAGAAAGACGACAGAUUGAGUGAAAAGGGGUCUCAGAUAAGAUAAAGAUAAUAUUCAAGAAUGAUCUGGACUAUUCUUGGAAUGGACACCCGGAUAGCACUCAGAUGACACUAGACCUAUAUUGACAAGAUGGGUUUCCUCGGGGGAAAGGACUCAUUGACCUCCUGAAUGCAAAGAGAGAGAGGAUAACAUUUCAUCUGGAAUUUAGUCCAAAUUAUUUCGUGUCUUUUUCUGUUGCCCCUUUACCAUACUUUCUUAUAUUUCAUCAGCUUAUUAGCUAAGCAAGGGCAGAUAGAAAUAUGCAUUUGGGUAAAGCACUUCUGUUUUUCCUCCUGUUGAACUGUGUGACCAUGACUUUGUCACUAUCCACUUGCACCACUGUGGACAUAGACCACAUAAAGAAAAAGAGAGUAGAGGCAAUCCGAGGACAGAUUCUCAGUAAACUUCGACUGACCAGCCCGCCGCAAACAUUGAGUCCGAAUCAGGUACCGUUUCAGGUGCUGGCGCUCUAUAACAGCACGAAGGAGCUGAUCGAGGAGUUGGGGAGAGACAGACAGCACAGUUGUGGGCAGGAAAACACGGAGACUGAAUAUUACGCCAAAGAGAUUUACAAGUUCAAUAUGAUUAAUGGACCACCAGAAAACAAUGACCUUCCCUACUGCCCCAAGGGCAUCACUUCCAAGGUAUUCCGCUUCAACGUUUCCGCCAUGGAGAAGAACUCCACUAACCUCUUCAGAGCAGAGUUCCGAGCCCUUCGUGUCCCCAACUCUAGUGCCAAGAGGAACGAGCAGCGGAUUGAGCUCUACCAGAUUCUGCGGCCAGACGACCACAUAGCUAAGCAGCGCUACAUCGGGGGCAAGAACGUCCUGACCAAAGGAACGCCAGAGUGGGUCUCCUUCGAUGUCACAGACACAGUCAGGGAAUGGCUUAUGUACCGAGAGACCAACCUGGGCCUGGAGAUCAGUGUGCACUGCCCCUGCCACACCUUCAACACCAACGGUGACAUUAUCGAAAACGUUAAUGAGGUGCUACAAGUCAAGUUCAAAGGUGUGGAGGGUGACUACGAUGAGAGCCGCUGGGACCUGGGCAGACUGAAGAAGCAGAAGGAGCAGCUCUUCCCUCAUCUCAUCCUCAUGAUGCUGCCCCCUCAUAGGAUAGACGCCCAGUCCUCAUCUCGCAGACGCAAGAGAGCCCUGGACACCAACUACUGCUUCUCUAACUAUGAGGAGAACUGCUGUGUACGACCCCUCUACAUUGACUUCCGCCAGCACCUGGGCUGGAGGUGGAUCCACGAGCCUAAGGGAUACUACGCUAACUUCUGCUCUGGGCCCUGCCCUUACUUACGGAGCGCAGACACCACACACAGCUCGAUGCUGAGUCUGUACAACACCCUGAACCCUGAGGCGUCUGCCUCUCCCUGCUGUGUGCCUCAGGACCUGGAGCCCCUCACCAUCCUCUACUACGUGGGCCGUACGCCCAAGGUGGAGCAGCUCUCCAACAUGAUUGUCAAGUCCUGCAAGUGUAGCUAA
Messenger RNA from Oncorhynchus masou masou (cherry salmon), 2099 nucleotides. Its product is annotated as transforming growth factor beta-3 proprotein-like. Gene Ontology annotation, molecular function: transforming growth factor beta receptor binding; growth factor activity; cytokine activity. The transcript has 7 exons. Bases 870 to 2099 code for a protein of 409 amino acids. The record is from RefSeq and is a predicted model, not a curated record. Gene Ontology annotation, cellular component: extracellular region. Lineage: Eukaryota; Metazoa; Chordata; Actinopteri; Salmoniformes; Salmonidae. Gene Ontology annotation, biological process: regulation of cell population proliferation; transforming growth factor beta receptor signaling pathway.